AUGAAGGCCUCGUUCAUCGCAUCUCUUGUCGGCGCCACCGUCGUGGCCGCUGAGUGCCCCCCCGUCGGUUCAACUGACGACCAGGGCCGUUAUAGCUGCAACCCGGCUCAUCAGUAUCCCAACGGCCAGGUUUGCGCCGUCAUUGACGGCUGCUUCUACUUGAGCAAGCCCGUGGACAACAGCCCUGCCGAGCCUAGUGAGACUGCUGCCGCCUGCCCUGCUUCUGGCUCGACCGACGACCAGGGCCGAUAUAGCUGCAACCCUGCCCACCAGUAUCCCAACGGCCAGACCUGUGUUGCCAUUGACGGCUGCUACUUCCUCUGCGGUGCUGAUGGCAAGCCUGUGAACAACAGCCCUACCACUACUGCUAAGCCCGCCGAAACCAGCGCUGCUUGCCCUGCUCCUGGCUCAACCGACAGCCAGGGCCGAUAUAGCUGCAACCCUGCCCACCAGUAUCCCAACGGCCAGACUUGCACCGUUAUUGACGGCUGCUACUUCCUCUGUGGUACUGACGGCAAGCCUCCCGCCGAAACCAGCGCUGCUUGCCCUGCUCCUGGCUCAACCGACGACCAGGGCCGAUAUAGCUGCAACCCUGCCCACCAGUAUCCCAACGGCCAGACCUGUGUUGCCAUUGACGGCUGCUACUUCCUCUGCGGUGCUGAUGGCAAGCCUGUGAACAACAGCCCUACCACUACUGCUAAGCCCGCCGAAACCAGCGCUGCUUGCCCUGCUCCUGGCUCAACCGACAGCCAGGGCCGAUAUAGCUGCAACCCUGCCCACCAGUAUCCCAACGGCCAGACCUGCGUUGCCAUCAACGGCUGCUACUUCCUCUGCGGUGCUGAUGGCAAGCCUGUCGAUAACAAGCCCUCUGGGUCUGCCCAGCCUCCUCAGCCUACCGCUGCUUGCCCUGCUCCCGGCUCGACUGACAGCCAGGGCCGAUAUAGCUGCAACCCUGCCCACCAGUAUCCCAACGGCCAGACUUGCACCGUUAUUGACGGCUGCUACUUCCUCUGUGGUACUGACGGCAAGCCUGUCGAUAACAAGCCCUCUGGUUCUGCCCAGCCUCCUCAGCCUACUGCUGCCUGCCCUGCUUCUGGCUCGACCGACAGCCAGGGUCGGUACAGCUGCAACCCUGCUCACCAGUAUCCCAACGGUCAGACUUGCACCGUCAUUGACGGCUGCUACUACUUGACCUCUGGUGGCAAGCCCGUCAACAACAACAACGGCACCACUACUACCCAGCCUCCCGUUGUCGCCGGUGCCUCUUCUCUGCAGGCCGCUGGUGCUCUGGUCCUGGCUGCCUUUGUUCUCCUCCUGUAA
Metarhizium acridum CQMa 102 is the source of this 1320-nucleotide messenger RNA. The record is from RefSeq and is a predicted model, not a curated record. Lineage: Eukaryota; Fungi; Ascomycota; Sordariomycetes; Hypocreales; Clavicipitaceae.